AUGUUUCUACCGAAUUUCACAAUGAAAGCUAGCCUCAGAGGAAUUACUAGGGGUUCAAUCUUGCCGGUGCGAAGAGGGUUGCACUGCACCAAUUCUUGGCACGAGUCGGCUAAAACAGCAAAGGACCUUAUAAAGUUCGUGAAUACUAGCUCUCUGACGCACGCAGAAAGCUCCAGCAAUCAGUGGAGAUUAGAUUCCAAGGUUCCUGACUGGAAAAGGCAGAAACUAGCUCUUAACACUAAGCUUCAAGGCCAAAAAUGGAAUCCCAAAAAGAAGCUAUCUCGUGAACAGAUGGAGAGCAUUAGGCUCUUGAAAACCCAAUUUCCACAUAUGACGGCUACCCAGCUGGGCGAGCAGUUUAGGGUUUCCCCUGAGGUCAUCAGAAGGAUCUUAAAGUCGACAUGGCAACCCAACGAGCAAGAAAUGAUUAACUUACAGGUACGAUGGAAGCGUCGAAGCCAGCGCAUCAAUGAGAAAUCCAAAUCUUCGGACGAGGUACCACAUAUGCUACCAAAGAAACUGGUGCUUAGUACAGGUCGAUCCAAUACCGAUAUAACCAUCAAGGACAUCAAAAAAUUCCAUUCUCAGAGACACAAGAAUACUCGAGACAAGCAGAAAUUAGCACUACUGUCAAACUUAAUAGACUAA
Messenger RNA from Lachancea dasiensis, 648 nucleotides. Lineage: Eukaryota; Fungi; Ascomycota; Saccharomycetes; Saccharomycetales; Saccharomycetaceae. The record is from the annotation of a GenBank genome assembly.